UUCCAUCCCUGGUACGGUAACGUGUCUCAGCUGGCCUUAGCUGUCAUUUACUUGUUGUCGCCGGGAAUCUCUAAUCUCACCUUAGAACAAUGAUUUUCUCGCAAUUUAUUAAUUUAUAAAUGAAGAAAUGAAGAUAUUUCUGAGUUAGGUUAAUCUACCAAAAAAAGGCAAACUUCCAGUGAAGAUAAGGAGAACACAGCCAAGAAAAUUUAAUGGACUACUACUAGAUAAUAACUACAUUCCCUGAUUUACCAAGUCUUUAAUGUUUUACGAGUGUACCACGAUAUGAUUGUGAACCAAAUCUACCAGUGCUUGUGGCAAUCGCUGCACUUUCUAUUCUCCCUGUACAAAGUUUGUUUGUGGGUGCGUUUACGUAUAAUUGCUUUUACCUUGUGGUCAUAUGAUCUAUGUCAAACACAAGCAAAACGACAGCAAAAAGAGUUUGAACUACUGAAGAAAUGCAAAAAGCAAUUGAACAAAAUUCCGAAACAUCUCAAUUUGAUCAUUGGACCGGAGGCUAAUGAUGUCAACGAAGAAGUAUUCACACGACUAUUCACCUAUGCCCUCUACAUGAACAUAGAGUGUAUCAGUUUCUUUGAUACACGUUCCAUAUGCAAGAGUAAAUCAAAAAGCAUUUCAUUAGAUAAAGUGAAGUGUCCUGAAGGUUGGAGAAGUAAAUGUCUAGCCGAAAGACGUGCACUUUGGUAUGAUUUGAGUAAAAAUGUAUGCAAUGGCUCGAGUCAAACAAAUGGUCAUAUACCAAACUCCUUAAAUUCCUGUUCCAAAUCUGCCAAUGGCCAUACUACUUUGAAAUCAUUGAAUGGGGAAAGUAAGCCAUUAGAGAUUUAUCAAAUUGCAGCUAAAGAUAAUCGGCCAUUAAUAGCUCAAGCCUGCCGCAAUCUUUUUCGCCAUAAAAAUACUAAGGAGGUGCAAGAACUUAUUCAGAAGAGAAGUGAACUGACAGAUCGUCUAGACAAAGAACUGGCUGAGGAGUUACAAAACUUAAGUGAACCAGAAUUGAGUAUAGUAUUUAGUGAAACUUUUAGUACUUUUGGUACAUUACCAUGGCAUACAAGAUUUACGGAAUUCCAAUGCUUUCCACCGGGUCAAAGAAUCGAUGCAGAAUCUUUCGCAUACAUACUUUACAAAUACUCACGUUGUGAACAAAGAUGGGGCAAAUAGAGUUUGUAUUUGGGUAUGAUGCCGUCGGGCAAUGGGGUUGAACAAAUAGUUGGAGUUUAAGGCAUACUAUAAAUAUUGAAUGUAAUUCUUGUAAUUUAUGCAACACACCGAUCACACAUUACACACCCACAUACAUAACCAUAAGAUAUAUGCAUGUUAACAUUUUUGAAUUAUUUUAAAUAACAUUUAUUUAUCGGCCAAUACUUGGACACAAUGUGAGUGGAUGUGUAAAUAUAUACAUAUUUAGAUGACAUUUAAGAGUGUAAUUAUUAGAACUACACCUAAAAUGUAGGACAUUCUUUGUAAGUGCAUGGUAACUUGUAUUUAAUAAACAACUCUAGCCAAUUGUAAUUUAAAGUAUAAGUUAUGUUGUGUUAAUGCAAAAGCAAGUUAUAAAGGUUUUUAAAAAUAAGGUCAUCCAAAAUGGAACAAUUGUGUACUCUACCAUUACAAAAAAUAUAGAGUUAUGAAUAAGAACUAUUUAUGGAAAUUUACAAAUAAAGAGUUUUGCUGAUGAGGAAUUUUAUUAAUUAAA
Messenger RNA from Stomoxys calcitrans (stable fly), 1717 nucleotides. RefSeq names its product dehydrodolichyl diphosphate synthase complex subunit nus1 (gene Tango14). Lineage: Eukaryota; Metazoa; Arthropoda; Insecta; Diptera; Muscidae. The coding region runs from base 286 to 1182 and encodes 298 amino acids. The record is from RefSeq and is a predicted model, not a curated record. Gene Ontology annotation, molecular function: ditrans,polycis-polyprenyl diphosphate synthase [(2E,6E)-farnesyl diphosphate specific] activity. Gene Ontology annotation, cellular component: endoplasmic reticulum membrane; dehydrodolichyl diphosphate synthase complex. The transcript is spliced from 3 exons.